Messenger RNA from Aspergillus puulaauensis, 1317 nucleotides. RefSeq lists its product as uncharacterized. The record is from RefSeq and is a predicted model, not a curated record. The transcript has 5 exons. Bases 1 to 1317 code for a protein of 438 amino acids. NCBI's taxonomy places the organism in Eukaryota, Fungi, Ascomycota, Eurotiomycetes, Eurotiales, Aspergillaceae.
AUGAUGGAAUCCCAUUUCCACUUGCUUCUUCCUCGCGGGGGGCAAAAAGAAGUCUACCUAUCUGCUCGUGGAACCCAGGGCUUGGUGAUUAGUAUCAUCUUCACCAUCCUCGCAGUCUUCUUUGUUCUUGCUCGGGUAUAUACUCGGGCCAAGCUAAUUAAACGGGUGGAAGCCAAUGACUGGAUGAUUGUUAUUGCUUUGGUGUUUUCCUUCAUUUUCAUGUCAUUUUUCAUAGUUGAAGCGCUCAAUGGAAUGGGCAUGCACCGAGUCGACAUUCCCGAAUCAAUUCUGCUGAAGCAAAUGAAGGCUUUCUGGAUUACAAUUCCCUUCUACAACGCCGCGUUACUGUGUGCAAAAGCAUCCAUCCUCAUGCAGUACUUCCGCGUCUUCCCAUCCAAACGCAUGCGCCAUAUCUGCUGGAUCAUGAUUGCUUUGCUUGCGACGUACGGCACAUGGGCUGUCCUGAGUGCGUUCCUGAACUGCGUACCCGUGACACGGUUCUGGGACCCUACAGUUGCAGGAACCUGUCUCAGCUCGAAGGGCCUGUGGUUCUCGAACGCAUCCAUGCAUAUUGCGACUGAUCUUGCUAUCCUGGUUAUCCCAAUCCCAGCAUUGGCUGCGCUUGAACUGCCGAAGAAACAGAAAGUAGCCCUCAUUUCGAUUUUUGCGCUAGGUGGAUUCGUUUGCGUAACCAGCGUCUGCCGCCUAGUCGCCCUAAAGAAGAUUUCAGACUCAUCAGACCCAACCUAUGACAACGUCGGCGCCGCCUCCUGGUCCGCAAUAGAAUGCAACGUUGGCAUAAUCUGCGCCUGCCUGCCAACCCUGCGCCCGCUCGUCUCACGAAUAAUCCCGCAACUCCUCUCCUCCCUAACAGCAAGCCGCCACCCCAGAACCAAGAGCUGCUCCCGCGGCCACAUCCACGAGAUCCACCCGCAGACAUUCUGGGGCGUUGCGGGGAUGGGUGGCAUGGGCGUGUCCACGACUAUCACGACGCAUGUCGACGACCUGGAGUAUGGGUCUUGUGAGGGUGAUGCGGAUAGGCUUUUUGCGAUGAAGUACGGGGUUGGGUAUGGAAGGACGCAGGCGCGUGUUUAUGUGGGAAGUGACCAUGAUGCGGAUGGGAUUGAGGAUGUCGGUAUCGUGAAGGGAACUAAUGCUGGGGAUGUUGCACGCGGUGCUCGGGAGGUAAGAGGGGGGGAGGAAGAAGGGAAGGAUGGGCGCGAGGGUGUAAUUGUUAGGUCCCAUGUGAGGGUUGGUUCCUCGUCGUCUUCGUCUGUACCUUUGGCAGGCAGGAAGAGUGAUGGCGAGGGGAGGUAA